AUGAUUCAAAGAUUCUUGAACGAUGCAGAGAACAACCAAAUCACCAACGGAACCGUCAAACUCUGGUUGCAUAAGCUCGAAGGUGUCGCUUUCGAUGCCGAUAAUGUUUUGGAUGAGCUCGACUAUCAACAUCUCUCCGAAACGGUUAAUACCCAACACAAAAUCAAGAAAAAGGUUCGAGUCUUCUUCCCACGCAAUAUUCGUCGUCUAAAAAUGCCACGUAAAAUCAAGGAUAUCAAUAAAAAUUUGGAAGAGAUCAACAAGGAGGCAAGGAGCUAUGGCCUUCAAAUGGCGGUAGGAGGUGCAUGUGCUCCUAUUGUUGGAUCAGGCCCAUCAUGCCGAGAAACUGAUUCGUUCGGUAACGAUCCGAUUUUUCUUGGUAGAGAAAACGACGUGUCUGAAAUUGUGAAGAUGAUGACUACUCCUCCAAAGGGUGAUCAAGUAUUCUCUAUCCUUCCGAUAGUCGGAAUGGGAGGACUCGGAAAAACAACAGUAGCUCGGGAAGUGUUUGAUCAUAAAGACAUAAAGUCUCAUUUCGCUAAACGUUUUUGGGUGCAUGUUUCUGAAAAUUUCGAUCUCAUGAUUCUUUUCAGAAAGAUUCUUACAUCAUUAACAAAAACAAACGUCAAACUUGAAAGUAAACAAGAUGUUUUGGAAGAGCUUCAGACAUAUUUGGGAGCUGGAAGAUUUCUACUUGUCCUCGACGAUGUUUGGAAUGACAGCAAGGGAAAAUGGGAUGAUUUUAUUAAUCCGUUGAGAAAAAUUAGUUCUGUGACAGGAAAUGGCAUCGUUGUUACUACAAGAAACCAGAGUGUUGCUUCACUGGUGACAACACUUCCUAUUCACAAACUAAAAGAAUUGUCAGAAGAGCAGUGUUGGUCCAUAAUCAAAGCAAAAGCCUUCCCAAAAGAUAAUGUUCCAUCAGAAUUUGAGCUCAUUGGGGUAUCUAUUGCAAAAAAAUGCCAAGGUUUGCCAUUGGCGGCUAGAAUGGUUGGGGGAUUGUUGCUUGGUAAGUCGAUUGAUGAGUGGCUCCAUAUUGAAAUGAACUGGCUCUCAGAUUUAAGAGAUGAAAACUCAGUCUCCAAGAUUUUAAAACUGAGUUUUGAUCAUUUGUCAUCACCAGCACUCAAAAAGUGUUUUGCAUAUUGUUCGAUAUAUCCUAAAGGAUAUGACUUACCAAGGGAACGCUUGGUUGAGUUGUGGAUGGCAGAGGGAUUUCUUGGAGGAAAUGAUGAUAUGGAGAUUGUGGGCAACAAAUUCUUUAAUAACCUUUUAGAGAACUCCUUGUUGUUACAAGUUGUGGAGAGAAGCGACAUUAAGAGCAUGUCACAUGGAGAAGUUGCCAAACACAAUGAAACACUUGAUGAACUUGAGGGUUGUGGAAUUGGUGAACUCGGAAGCUUGAAGAAUCUAAAAGGGGAACUGGAGAUUUAUAAUCUUGAAAAGGUGCAUGACAAAGAAGAGGCUAAAAGAGCAGAUUUAUUACAAAAGUCAAACAUAGUCAAGUUAAAGCUUGUGUGGAGUCACGGUCAAAAUGGCAAUGAGAGUGUUUUGGAAGGCCUCCAACCCCACCCAAAUUUAAAGAGCUUAAACAUUUAUGGAUUUCCAGGAAGAAAUCUUCCAUCAUGGUGUUCAAUGAUGUCGGAGCUUAAUAAUUUGAUGGAGAUAGGUCUUCGAAAUUGCAAAGAAUGCGAACAAAUUCCAAUGCUAGGGCACAUGCGACAUUUGAAGAAUCUUUAUCUACAUGGUAUGGAGAAUGUGAAAUCCAUAGGUUCGUCAUUCUACGGAAUGGACAAGUGUGGCAGAUCAGGUAAUACAAUUACUAUAUUUCCGGCACUUGAAAGGCUCGAGUUGGUUUGUAUGUGGAAGCUGACACAGUGGUUAGAGGCAGAGUUGAUGCCAAAUGCAACGGGCAAUCGACGACUAUCUCAACUUGUGGUGGUAUUUCCUCGCCUCGAGUACUUGAAGAUUAUAAUGUGCAUGCAAUUGGAGAGUGCUCCAAGUCAUUUUCCAUGCCUAAAAGAAUUGGAGAUUUCUCAAGUCCACAGUGAAUUACCUUUGGCGAGCAUAUGUGGGAUCAAAUUAACCUUGCUUACAAAACUCCGAAUUAAUUCAAUUGAUGGAUUGGUGUGUCUUCCAGAUUGGUUAUUCUGUAAAAAUCAAAAUCUCUCGGAGUUGAAGAUAAUUCAUUGUCCCAACUUAACACAUCUAGUGCCUUGCUUCCAAAGUGGCUACACCUCUCUACUUAAAAAGUUGGAGAUAUGUUAUUGUCCGAAUUUGGGAGAAUUACCAGAUGAUCUACAUAGCCUUAAUGCUCUUGAGAUAUUGAGCAUACGUGAUUGCCCGAAUCUGAUGGCAAUACCAUAUCCACACGAAUCACAUGAUGAACAACAAUUAUUAUUAUCAGGAUUGAGUUGCCUUCGUGAAUUGAGUAUUCGUAAAUGCCCCGGGUUGACCGAUUUGCCAAGUGAAAUGAUAGAGUCAUUUGCGGAGUCACUCGAGAAGUUGGAAUUGUUUGAAUUGAGCAACUUAAGGAUGAAUGUGGGAAUGGUGACAGGGUGUUUGCAGAAAAUGCAUCGUCUCACGGAGUUAAGGAUUGAUGAUAUUCCAACCACCAAUUCCUCGAAGAUUGAGUUGUCGUCUAGUGACUGCAGCUCGCGGGGUACUUUAAGCACGGGUACAAGUUGCGGUGAGUCCUCACAUUCCUCGGUUUUUGAUGCCAUCUUGAAAGGGUCAGCAAAACCCCUUCGUACAUUACAGUUGUACGGGACAAAGCACAGCCGGGAUCUACCAAAGGAGCUUCAACAUCUCACUGCUCCUUUUGAGAUAUACUUAUAUGAUUUUCAAGAGAUGGAAGAACUGCCUGAUUGGGUAAUUGGGAACAACAACAACAACAACAACAACUUGUCUUCAUCUCUGCACAAGUUAGGUUUAUAUAACUGCAGCAAGUUGCGGCGUCUACCGUCUAAGGAAGCCAUGCUACGUCUCACCAACUUAAAUCUUUUACUAAUUUACCAAUCUCCGAUGUUAAAUCUAAAAAGGACACCGGAUAGAGAUUCUGAGUGGCCCAAGAUUUCCCAUAUUCCCCUCGUAGUUGUGGAUGGAGUAGCAGUUUCAACUACCCUCGUCUAA
Molecule: messenger RNA, 3132 nt
Organism: Erythranthe guttata (spotted monkey flower)
Lineage: Eukaryota; Viridiplantae; Streptophyta; Magnoliopsida; Lamiales; Phrymaceae
Source: RefSeq, a predicted model, not a curated record